Molecule: messenger RNA, 2308 nt
Organism: Trichosurus vulpecula (common brushtail)
Lineage: Eukaryota; Metazoa; Chordata; Mammalia; Diprotodontia; Phalangeridae
Gene: BCKDHA
Product: branched chain keto acid dehydrogenase E1 subunit alpha
Biological process (GO): branched-chain amino acid catabolic process
Molecular function (GO): oxidoreductase activity, acting on the aldehyde or oxo group of donors, disulfide as acceptor
Source: RefSeq, a predicted model, not a curated record
AUGCCUGAAGGUUUUGGGGAGCAUAGGGCGCAUGAGCCACGAUCGCGACACGCUUGCGCGAAUUUGCUUAUAAAGGCUAAAUGCCACGCUUUCCCUCAGCCCUGCCCCCGACCUAGGCCAGAGGAAACUAUUAGGUUCGGAGAGGGAAGGCGGGACCAAAAUGGUCCGAGGUCCUAUCCCAGCCACGGGAGGUUAAGGGGGCGGGGCGCGCGUGAGGACCCGAGUUCAAGGGGCCGGCUACGAUUCCGCCUGACGGCGCAGCCGCCUCCGAGGCCUCAGAGCAGCGGGUUAGAGCUGAGGGGGUGUGGCGGACAGGGGCUGCCUCCCCAGGGGGACGUCCCUGGCGGCUUGGGAGGCGGUGCUGGCUCACGUGGGGCCGUGGGCGUGGAUAGCUUUUCAGGCGAUGGACUUGCGGGCCCCGGAGAGAACCUGGGAGGCAGUCUCGGAGCGAGACGGUUAACGGCUCCAGUUAAAAUGGCGGCGGCGGCGGCACGAGCCUGGGCCCUGCGAGGGGGGCUGGCAUUGGCCCGGCGGGGGCCUCGCGGAUUGGCGGGAUCCGCCACUUGUUGGCAGCAGGAGGAUUUCUCAUCCCUGGAUGAAAAACCUCAGUUCCCUGGUGCCUCUGCUGAGUUCGUGGAUAAACUAGACUUCAUUAAACCUAAUGUCAUUUCUGGCAUCCCUGUCUACCGGGUGAUGGAUCGCCAGGGACAGAUCAUCAAUGCCAGCGAGGACCCCCAGCUGCCUCCGAAGAUGGUCCUGAAGCUGUACAAAAGUAUGACCCUUCUCAACACCAUGGACCGAAUUCUUUAUGAGUCCCAGAGACAGGGCCGGAUCUCCUUCUACAUGACGAACUACGGAGAGGAGGGCACUCAUGUGGGCAGUGCAGCCGCCCUGGAUGACACAGACCUGGUGUUUGGGCAGUACCGAGAGGCAGGAGUGCUGCUGUACCGAGGCUACCCCCUGAAUCUGUUCAUGUCCCAGUGCUACGGCAACUCGAGUGACCCCAGCAAGGGGCGCCAGAUGCCCGUCCACUAUGGCUGCAAGGAAAGGAACUUUGUCACCAUCUCCUCCCCCCUGGCCACACAGAUCCCUCAGGCGGUUGGAGCAGCCUACGCAGCCAAGCGGGCCAAUUCCAACCAGGCUGUGAUCUGCUACUUUGGGGAGGGGGCAGCCAGUGAGGGUGAUGCCCAUGCUGGCUUUAACUUUGCUGCCACCUUGGAGUGCCCCAUCAUCUUCUUCUGUCGUAACAAUGGCUACGCCAUCUCCACGCCCACCUCGGAGCAGUAUCGGGGUGAUGGCAUCGCUGCCCGAGGCCCUGGCUACGGCAUCAUGUCCAUCCGAGUGGACGGCAAUGACGUGUUUGCAGUGUACAAUGCCACCAGAGAGGCCCGGCGGCGGGCAGUGGCUGAGAACCAGCCCUUCCUCAUUGAGGCCAUGACCUACAGGAUCGGCCACCACAGCACCAGUGACGACAGCUCAGCUUAUCGUUCCGUGGACGAAGUGAAUUACUGGGACAAGCAAGACCACCCCAUCUCCCGGCUGCGCCACUACAUGCUGAGCCGAGGCUGGUGGGACGAGGAGCAGGAGAAGGCCUGGAGGAAGCAGUCCAGGAAGAAGGUGAUGGAGGCCUUCGAAGAGGCUGAACGAAAGUUGAAACCCCCACUCGGCCUCAUCUUCUCAGAUGUGUACCAAGAGAUGCCAGCCCAGCUCCAGAAGCAGCAGGAAGCCUUGACCCGCCACCUGCAGAUGUAUGGGGAGCACUACCCACUGGACCAUUUUGAGCAGUGAGGGAGUGAGCAGAGAGAGGGCCAGGGGCCAGACCCAGCCAUGCAACCAGGACCUGCCCCUGGUUGGGCCCCCCUUUCCUCUCUCCUGCUAGAAGUAAAGUUUGGAGAGGCCAACCCUCCCGGAGACUUGGGUGAGGGAGGAGGUGUGGGGGUGGAGUAGAAGCCAUCUCUUGUCUGAACUCUCCAGACACACAGCUAUGCCACCCCCCCUCCCCCACCCAUUAGCCCAACUUAGAAACCUUCCCUCUUCCUGGGUGGUCACUGCGCCUGGGAAGGGCAGGGCAGGAGGGGGACAGGCGGUUGAUCUCCAGCACUUCCAGUCUGUGGCAGUGCCUUCUCUCCAGGCCUUUUGGGAAAGCUCAGGCUGCUGGUCCUUCAAGGCCCAGCCAAGGGGCAUUCAGGGCUCCUCAGGGAGAGCCAGAACACAGAUGGAGUUGGACUAAAGUAUAUGGGGCUGGGAGGACAGAAAUGGUGCACUUGGUGGCUGGGAGUCAAAUAAAGAUUUCUUUGCAUUUGACCCA